Molecule: messenger RNA, 336 nt
Organism: Prunus armeniaca (apricot)
Lineage: Eukaryota; Viridiplantae; Streptophyta; Magnoliopsida; Rosales; Rosaceae
Source: the annotation of a GenBank genome assembly
AUGAGAGCUUCACUGUUGAAGCUUGAUCUGGCUUUCUUUCUACCGUUGAUUUCGUUUGUGGCUGCUAUGGUGCGAAUUGGUUCGUCCAUUUGGUCCUCUUCUUCAUCAGAUAACCUUCUUUUUAUUUGUUCCCCUGGUUUGAGCAUGAGGAAAAAGGUGAUUUUGCAACCUCACCAAAGCAUUUCAGAACAACACAGAAUGUUGACUGACUUUGAAGGUGCUACAAGAAAAAACGAAGUAGGGUUCUGCAUUUGGACUAGCAAAGAGUUCCACCAGUACCAGGUUGUUGGGAGGAAGCUCCCUACGGCAUCUAAUGAGCACCCCGAGAUUUACUGA